Molecule: messenger RNA, 2407 nt
Organism: Eremomyces bilateralis CBS 781.70
Lineage: Eukaryota; Fungi; Ascomycota; Dothideomycetes; Eremomycetales; Eremomycetaceae
Product: cell cycle control protein cwf19
Exons: 2
Coding region: 235-2361 (708 amino acids)
Biological process (GO): mRNA splicing, via spliceosome
Cellular component (GO): post-mRNA release spliceosomal complex
Source: RefSeq, a predicted model, not a curated record
AUGAAGUUGGAAUGUCGAAAGUUGAAGAUUGAACAGAAGAGUCAGAAGUAUUUAUUUCCCGUCCCAAUUAUUGUCGUAUUCCCACCUCACUAAUUAUGACAUCAAAUGCUGGAUGCUCCUUAGCCUGAUUUGUUGUUCAGUUCACCAGACCUACGACGGAGACCUGGAUAUGAACGGAAAUAUUAAAGGAACCCGACAACCACCAAUUUCCUUCCUCCAACAGGAUCAAACACCAUGGGGCUAGAAGAUUUUGAGAAAGAGCUUGCCGAAUCGCAAGCGAAGACUGAACGGCGAGAUCGAGAUCGCAGCCGCAGUCGAGAUCGUCACGGCGAGAAAUUAAAGGAGGAAAAGAGAAAGCACAGUCGCCACCGCCAUAAAGACCGCGAACGACACCGCCAUCGAUCACGCGGGCGCGACGAUGACCGACGAGACCGAAAUCGCGAGAAAAGGUCACGGCAUGACAAAGAUGACGAGGGACGAGAGCCGAAACGGGAUUCCAAACGUCGUCGAAAAGAGUCCAAGUCCCCAUCCAUUUCCUCGAACGAUGCACCCCGGGAGCGCGAUCCCGCCGUCCCUAGCGACAGGAUUCUCGACAACGCGGUCGAGGAGUAUCGCGAUUCCGGAGUUAAGCGCGAUGCAUGGAUGGAGGCACCGUCAGCGUUGGAUGUAGACUACGUGAACCGGGCGAAGCCGCCAGCGGAGGAACCCCGGCGUGGGCACUCACUGCACGACGAAUACAAUCUCAAGAUGCACAAGAACGAGCUGAAUCGACAUCUUGCCGAUGUGAAAGGCAGCGAGGAUGAAGGUGCCGUGGAGGACGAGUCAGCGCAACAUGAGGUAGCCUACGAGUUCGGGGAUGAUGGUUCCGGAUGGCGGAUGACGAAGCUGAGGGCCGUUUAUCGCCAAGCGAAGGAGACGGGGAAGGCGGUUGAAGAGGUGGCGCUGGAGCGGUUUGGUGGGCUCCGGGAGUUUGACGAUGCUCGCGAGGAGGAGGUGGAAUUGGACCGCCGCAAGAUGUACGGGAAAGACUACGUUGGGAAGAUCAAACCUAGCGGAGAGCUCUUCGAGGAGAGGAAGUUAAACAUGGGCAUCCACCGGCCAAGCUCCAGCCACAGUCGCCGUUCGAGCGAACUUCAAGAGGUUGAGGGGCUUCCUCAAGGGGAAAUUAUCCAGGACAGCGGCCCGGUGCUAAGUCCGACCGAACUGAACAAGCUAAAAGCGCAGCUCAUGAAGGCCAAGCUACGAGGCGGUCCUGAGGCCGCAAAGCUCGAGAAAGAGUACAACCGAGCAUUCGAGGUAUCCCAGCGCGAGCGUCCAAGUACAAUCGUCAUCGGCGGACGCGAAUCUCGCCAACUGGCCGGAAGCCGCACCGAAGAAGUCAACGCCAUCGACAGCAAACGCGGCCGGGAACGGGGCUUAGUCGAAGAGAACGAAGACAUGUCAAUCGAAGACAUGGUCAAGGCCGAGCGACGCAGCAAAGGCGUCGGCUCGAGCAAGGACAUGGCGGAGCGGAUCGCGAAAGACGGCAAGUUCGACAACGACCUAGACUAUAUGGACGACAACGCGGCGAAGCUGGCGAAGCGGGUGGUGAAGAGCAACAUGAACCUCAAGAACACCGCCGUGCACGAGCUGCAGAAGAUGAGCCGCAUCCUGGACGCCUGCCCGCUAUGCCAUCGCGAGGACACCCACACACCGCCCACCGCGCCCGUCGUGUCCCUCGCGACCCGCACCUUCCUCACGCUGCCCACCGAGCCCGAGAUCGGCGACGGCGGCGCGGUCAUCGUCCCCCUCGAGCAUCGCCUCAACCUGAUCGAGUGCGACGACGACGAGUGGGAGGAGAUCCGCAAUUUCAUGAAGGCACUGACUCGAAUGUACCACGGCCAAGGGCGCGCGGUGCUGUUCUACGAGAACGCGGCGCACCGCGCGCGGAAGCGGCACGCGAGCCUGACCGCGGUGCCGAUCCCAUACGAGUUCGGGGAGACGGCGCCGGCGUUCUUCAAGGAGACGAUGCUGGCGAGCGACGAGGAAUGGGCGCAGCAUCAGAAGGUGAUCGAUACGGGGAAGAUGGCGGCCGAAGGGGCGGGGCGGUCGGCGUUUCGGCGGGCGAUUGCGAAGGAGAUGCCGUAUUUCCAUGUAUGGUUCACGUUGGAUGGGGGCCUGGGACAUGUGGUGGAGGAUGAGAACCGGUGGCCGAAGGGGGAUUUAUUCGCGAGAGAGGUGAUCGGUGGCAUGCUAGACCUUGGUCCGGAGGUGAUCAGGAGGCAAGGAAGGUGGGGGAAAGGGGAUGGGAGGAGGGUGGAAGGGUUUAGGAAGAAGUGGAGGGAGUUUGACUGGACGAGGGUUUUGAUUGAAGGGCAGUGAUGGAGAUUAGUACAGAUAUUAAGGCUGCUUCUAGAGACUAUCUCAU